Molecule: messenger RNA, 1300 nt
Organism: Erinaceus europaeus (western European hedgehog)
Lineage: Eukaryota; Metazoa; Chordata; Mammalia; Eulipotyphla; Erinaceidae
Gene: TRARG1
Product: trafficking regulator of GLUT4 (SLC2A4) 1
Exons: 2
Coding region: 382-1089 (235 amino acids)
Cellular component (GO): membrane
Source: RefSeq, a predicted model, not a curated record
GAGAGAGAGAGAGAGAAAGCACUUCCCUGACUUAGCCUGAGCCUCACUAGGGAGAGGAGCACUCUUCACUCAGCUCUUGGAGCUUUCUGUUGCUUCCCCGCCCAUAUUCCGCUGUCAGCAGUGCUGGCAAAGUUGGCCUCAAAUGUGAACUGAGCUGAAGGCUCCAGCUUCCUGGAGUGUUUUGAAGGCAGCAGACAGCAUCCAAACUCACCUUCCUGAAGAAGCUGAGCCUCCCAGUCCCCAGAUGGCCACUGCUUCCCCAAGAAGCCGCUCCAGUCUCUGAGCUGUGGACUCCUGCCAGACUGAGGAAUGGUGCACUGAGGUUCCUCUGAAGCCCUUUGUUAUAGCUUGGACUUGGAGCAGCCCAAGGGCCAGACCAACAUGGCCAACCCUGUGCUGCCUCAGUUUCCCCCAAUGCAGGAGUCGGGCACCGCUGCCUCCCCUCUGGAACUGCCUGAGAUGCAGAAGCUCCUUACCCAGGUGGAGGUCAAAGAUGACAAGCCCCUGAAGCUGUCUAAGUCCCUCUCGGGGACUCUGGACAUGGAACACAAUGGCCACGGCCUGCCUUUCAAAGUGGCAUCUGGGGGUCAUCAGGAUGCCCCAUUGUCCAGGUCGCUCUCUCGGGUCAGCUCAAGGCGAGCAUCCUCCAUUGUCUCAGCCUCUGAUGCCCAGGACCGAGAAGCCCCCAAGGAUUACCUCAUCCUCGCCAUUGCCUCUUGCUUCUGUCCCGUCUGGCCCCUCAACCUCAUCCCCCUCAUCUUUUCCAUCAUGUCUCGAAGUAGCGUGCAGCAAGGAGACAUAGAUGGUGCCCGGAGGCUGGGCCGCCUUGCCCGGCUGCUCAGCAUCACCUUCAUCAUCAUGGGGAUCGUCAUCAUUGUCGUGGCUGUGACUGUCAAUCUUGCAGGUGAGGCUGGGUGCAGAGAGAGGAGCAAGCCAGCUUGUUUGGCAUUGGGAAUGGGUGAUGUGGGCUACUUAGGUGAGGGAGGAUUUUGGCUUUUUAAUCAAUUAGCCUGUGCCAGCUCAAAAUCUAGGUCCUCCCUUUUCUGUUCAUCUGCACUGAAACAAACUCCGUUUUGUCUCUCAGACUGAUGGACAUGGAAGCAUGUGAGAGCAGCAGCCCUCUAGGCCAGGGUAUUGGCUUUAGUCACCAUGUAAUACCAGGGUCUCCUUUGUCUUCCUCAGCUUUUUAAAAUUUAUUUAUUUAUUCCCUUUUGUUGCCCUUGUUGUUGUUUAUUGUUGCAGUUAUUAUUGUUGUUGUUGGCUAGGACAGAAAGAAGUUGAGAGAGGAGGGGGAAGACAG